AUGGAUCAACUUUUUGUCAUAAAAAUUGGCUGGCAUUAUAUCCCAUUUCAGGCUAUAGUUGGCUUUUUCGUAUAUUUCAAGCUCAGUGCUGUACUGCUGAAUGUGCAGGAUCCGGUUGCGCCAUUUGAGAACUUAUUUUGCGCUGUAUUUAUGGGCGGUAUUUGGGAUGCAAUGUCCAGGGCAAUCACGGCAAGUCGAGAGCGAAGAGCAGUUGGCCAAAAGGCAGAAAAUGGGGCGAUACCAGCGGAAGGGAAGAAAGAGCAAUGA
Molecule: messenger RNA, 267 nt
Organism: Gongylonema pulchrum
Lineage: Eukaryota; Metazoa; Nematoda; Chromadorea; Rhabditida; Gongylonematidae
Source: the annotation of a GenBank genome assembly